Episyrphus balteatus (marmalade hoverfly) is the source of this 2664-nucleotide messenger RNA. RefSeq names its product interferon-related developmental regulator 2 (gene Ifrd1). Bases 836 to 2119 code for a protein of 427 amino acids. The record is from RefSeq and is a predicted model, not a curated record. The transcript is spliced from 5 exons. NCBI's taxonomy places the organism in Eukaryota, Metazoa, Arthropoda, Insecta, Diptera, Syrphidae.
AAAAACACUCAUUCAAUCGCCGACCAGCGUAACAAACAGUCGUCGUGUGUGAAGUUACCGUGAGAAAGCUUCCAAAGUAUUGAACAAAACUCAAACAAAAAAAAUACCCAGACAACACAGAAGAAGAAGACAUUGAGAGUGAAAAUAUUUUUUCACACACGGAUGUUCAAUUGAAUAAUCAUGAAAUUUGCGUUAAAUAAAAAUUCCAAUAAAAAUUCAUUGAAAUUUAUCAACCAAAGUGCGGAAUGCAAUAUAACAAACAUUUCUAUUAAUAAAAACACCACAUUAGUGCCAGAAAUUGUUAAUUUAAUAAAUAUUAUCCACGACGAACAACAUUUUAUAAACUUGAGAAAAAUCAAUCUUAUACCUCCGUCUUGAUUGCGACCUUAAAAGUAAAUUUGUUUGCUCUGUCACACAUCCAAGGGGAGGGCUCUCAAUUUAUUCAAAAAUAGUGCAAAUUAUUUUUCUUUUAUUUAAAAUUUUGUCAUCAUUUUUUAAUUUUUUUUUAUAGUCAAACGGAAAAAUAAAAUAAAAAUUUAAAAUCGAAGAAUUCUAUACCUAUACAAAAAAAAAAAAAAAAAAAAACACUCAAAAAACGAAAGAAACAAAAAAUCGAGUUGAACGAUUUUCCACUCAACUGAUAAAAAGUAUCAGAAAGAGCAAAAGAGAGCGUGCGAGUGUAAUUGUGUUGGUGACCUACCUCGUGUUCGGACGAAAAAUUUGCAUUAAUUAUUUUUCUUUUCUUUAAAUAAUUUUUCCCUUAAAUCGAGUUUUAAUUAAAUUGUUCGCAAUUGCGGAAAAAGGAGUCAAAAUAAGUUCCAAAAAAAAAUCCACUAUGCCGAAAAAGAACCGUAAGGGUGGUAAAGGACGCGGAGGCGAUUCCAACUCCGAAGAUGAAUCAGUCAAUGACAAUGCCAGCGUAUAUUCUUAUGUCUCAGAGAAUCCAGCUUCCGUUGAGGAUUCCGAUGAACUCUCUUCAAACGAACGUUACGAAGAAAAAUUCAUGCAAGCAUUAGAAAAUGCUACCGAAAAAUCAGCUCAAACUCGUGCUCAAGCAUUGCAGAGCAUCUGUGAAAUUCUAAUGCAUCGUUUUAUGCCGGAUUUUGUUGAAGAUCGCAAAGUCACUCUAAUCGAUUGCAUUGAGAAAUCAAUUCGCCGUGGAAAGGGUGCCGAGCAAGUAUGGGGAGCCAAACUGGCACCAUUGUUGGUCCUACAAUUGGGCGGCGAAGAAGUUAUCUCCAAGGCACUUAAUCAAUUCUUGCUAACAACCAUGCAAGACAAAUCGGUUAGCUUCGAUGCCAGAGCUAAAUGCUGUACUGCCUUGGGAUUGUUGAAUUUCUUGGGCACUGAUGAUAUUGGUGAUCUAUUGCCCAUGAUGCAAUUCUUUGAGGCUAUCUUCAGUGGAAGCUAUUUGCGUGGUGAUGAUAAGACACCUAUUUCAGUUAAUGCAGAGGCAGGUACUUUGCAUGCUGAAGCAUUGUCUGCAUGGGGAUUGUUACUCACUUUGAUUCCAAGUGUAGAUUUUGUGAAUAUUAUGACCAGUGGUCAAGGUCAACAGAUGUUACCAUCAAUUAAAAAACUAAUGGGUCUGUUGCAAUCACCUCAUUUGGAAGUACGUAUGGCUGCAGGAGAGACAAUUGCAUUGAUUUUUGAAAGUGGUCGUUCACACGAUGAGGAUUUCUUGGAAGAACAUAUUGUCGAUCUCACAGAAGCCGUCAAACAGUUGGCAACUGAUUCGCACAAAUAUAGGGCAAAAAGAGAUCGCAAAGCACAACGUGCAACAUUCCGUGAUGUCUUGAGAUAUUUAGAGGAGGACAUAUCACCAGAAAUCACCAUUCGUUUUGGUACCGAGUCACUUGUUCUCGAUACAUGGGCUGUUCAUCAUCAAUAUACAGCAUUAUGUUCAGUCAUGGGUCCCGGUAUGACAUCUCAUUUGCAAGAAAAUGACUUUAUUCGAGAAAUUUUCCAACUUGGCUCAAAAGUACCUUCUCUUAAUCCAGUUCCCAAACAUAUUAAAACUACAAAAUUAGAAAGACAUCUUAUGAAUGCCGCUGCCUUUAAAGCACGUACAAUUACCAGAGGCAAAAAUCGAGACAAACGUUCAGCUGUUUUUUCUUAAAAAAAUUUCUUUAUGGAAAUGUACUUUAUUUUUUUAAAUUCCUCUUUUGAAUAAUUUUUUUUUCCUUAGUAAUUUUAUUUUUGGUUUUAUACUUCUUUUUUUCUUUAGACGUCUUUUGUAUAUUUUUCUCUUUUUUUUUUUUAUUUUAUAACUAAAAUGCAUAAAAACCUACAUGGAUAUAAAAUUACAUAUAAUGAUAUUCAAUUAAUAGUUGAUAAAUGUGUAUCUUUGUAUAUAAAUAGAACUAAAACAAACAAUUUCUAUCAAAUAUCGAGUCAUGAAUUAUACUUUAAGUAGAUAUGGAUAUAAUGAAUAUACCUAAAAUACAUAUAUACACAUUAUAAUAAUUCAUAAUUAUAAAUAAAAUAUAAACUAUUUUGACUGUGAAGUAGGUGUUCUUUUUUUUUAUUUUUAAUUAUGAAACUCGACAAAAUAUACAAACGAGGAUGUCCUGUUUUUUGUUCAUUUUAAGUUAAACUUCAGAAAAAAUAAAAAGUUGAGUUAAAUUCAAUCUUACUCUCUCUCUCUCUCAAAAAAAAAAACAA